GCUUGGAUUGAGAGAGAGACUCUGCAGGAUGUUCAUUUGAUUUAUUUUAAAAUUCAAACCCAUCUUUUUCUCGUGAACAGACAUGUGGGACACCAGUUCUCAGUUUACAGCCCAGACUUCAGCAUGGCGUGGUUCAUCAUCUGCAUCUGGAUCAGGGUUCCUGUCAAAAAUCAGAGCUAGAAAGAAUGAUCCAGGUCCCCGGAGGUGGCACUCAAUGUAUAAUCUAGCACCUAAGACAUCCACAAGAUGGUCUUCUUCAUCAGGAUCUGAAUUUAGAGUGAGUGGGGGUGAAAGCAGCUUUUAUCCAACAGAAGCAGAACGAUGGCUCCAGGAUACUCACGAUAGACUGGAAUCUCAGCUGGACUGGCUGAGGACCAGAGACAUGAACCUAAGCUACAACACAACUAUGGCGAAUAUGUUUGACACAAAACAAAAGCUGUCAGAAACAAUCAGCAGAAUUGGUCGGGAUGCAUCAGAGUUUUCCCAGUUUGACACGAGCCGAGAGCAAAGAGAGCUCCAUGAAAAAGUCCUAAAGCUGGAGAAAGACCUGCUGCAGAUGAUGUCUGCUUUGGAUAAAGGAGGUGAUGAUCAGCUGAUUGGGUUCUUGGCUCCCAUCUCACUCAGCAACUUGAGUCCAAAAAACCAAGAAGUCUUUGAAAAACAGAAGAAGGAAAACAAUGAAUCAGAGCUGAACAAGUUGAGAGAGGCUCUGAAAGAAGCUGAGGCGAGGGCCAAAACCCACGAAGAAGAGAGAAACAAAGCUCUCAGUGAUCUUCGGAGAGCUGAAGAGGUAGCAAAACCAGCCUGA
Nothobranchius furzeri (turquoise killifish) is the source of this 808-nucleotide messenger RNA. Lineage: Eukaryota; Metazoa; Chordata; Actinopteri; Cyprinodontiformes; Nothobranchiidae. The record is from RefSeq and is a predicted model, not a curated record.